This is a messenger RNA of Drosophila grimshawi, 3594 nucleotides long. RefSeq names its product myotubularin-related protein 14 (gene EDTP). The record is from RefSeq and is a predicted model, not a curated record. Gene Ontology annotation, biological process: dephosphorylation. Lineage: Eukaryota; Metazoa; Arthropoda; Insecta; Diptera; Drosophilidae. The coding region runs from base 581 to 2932 and encodes 783 amino acids. The transcript is spliced from 6 exons. Gene Ontology annotation, molecular function: phosphatidylinositol-3-phosphate phosphatase activity.
GCAGUCGAAUAAACAUACACGCAACACACAUACGCAUUCAGAGUUUUGUUGUGUUCGGUUCGCUGUGUGUGCUAUUUACGUCGUAAUUAAACUAAAUAAAUAUAGUAAAAACGCUAGCGCGUAAUUAAUGAAUCAAAAUUGUACAAAAUUUGCUCCAUUUCGUGUGCAGAUUGUUGUUUGCCUUGUUCGUUUGUUCGUCGUCGUCGUCGUUGCGCUGUGAUGCCAAAGUCGCUGCUGACGUCGCGGCUAAAGUUGAUGACGUCGCAUUCGAGCCUAAAAAGGCGUUGACAAGCAAACAUUGAAAGCAGAUUAAAGCAGACACCACAAAAAGAAAUAGAAAGAAAAUAAAAAUCAAAUUCGAGCUAAUCGCAAGUUGGAAUUGCUUUAAUCUACUGUGCAUAUUUAUCUAUAUAUUUUGAGUGUCUGUGUAUGUGUGCAAAAAAUUAUAAGAAGAGUAAAAGUAAAGUGUGCAAGUGUGCGUAACACAAACAUAUAAUUUACAUAGACGAACGCGACACCCACAAAAGAAAAGCAGAAAAAGAAGAGUAAAAAAACGUACGGUAAAUGCAGCGCCGCAAAAAUGAGCAGCAUAACGCUAAACGAAAUGGUCAAUGUGACACAGCAGGAUUUACACGAUCUAUUAGAAAUUUUCGAAAAAAAAUCAUUCGAGGCGGUGGCCUUUGAGGAAGGCACAACGGAGUAUGGCAUCUCAAAAAAAUGCGAAUUUCUGUUCAAGCUUGACUAUAGCCUCAUCGAGCUGGACAAUACGAACGGGCUACUCAGUCCCCGUUAUCCUGGUCGCAUACUCAUACCGGAAUUCGAGCAUGGCCACAUGGCCAAAACACUAAUACCCAGCAAUGGAGCAGCUGGAACUGGUCUGGGAGUCGGAGUGGGAGCAGAUGGAUUUGGAAAUGGAGGUUGUUCAACGGGUGCGACGACUGCGACAGCGACACCAUUGAACAGCAGUGCAGGGAGCAACUGCAGCAAUGGCGGCGGCACCGGAAUUAUCAACAACAGUUCAGCCAGCGGCGUUGGCAUUCAGGCAUUUGUAACGUUUGCCAAUCCAUUGCAGCAAACGUUGCAGCAGCCAUCGGUGCAACAGCAGCAGCAGCAAGCGGUGCAACAACCUGCCGUGCAGCAACAGAACACCAUCUAUGAAGAUCAGUACGAUAUUCAGCGGAUGCGGGAAUUGGUCACCAUGGCGAAAUAUGCACGCUGCCGGCAGCGUUUCGCCGUUCCUGUCAUUAUGUAUCGUGGCAAAUACAUUUGCCGUUCCGCCACCCUCUCCGUCAUGCCGGAGACAUAUGGACGCAAAGUGGUGGACUAUGCCUACGAUUGCCUCAGCGGCAAUUAUGCGGCACCAAAUGGCGAGGAGAACGAGGCGGAUACGACAGACGAAUCGCUAAUCAAUCACAUCAAUGAUGCGGCCCAGUCUCAGUUCAGCUAUGACGAGGUCAUCAAGAGCGAUAUUCAGCUGCUGCACACGCUCAAUGUGUCCACAAUUGUUGACCUCAUGGUCGAGAAUCGCAAAAUCAAAUACUUUAUGGCCGUCUCCUCAUCGGAGAAGGCCGAUCCGAGCAAGCACUAUAAGAGCUUUAAUCUACUAUCGCUGCCGUAUCCGGGCUGUGAGUUCUUCAAGAAGUUCCGGGACAACAAUUACAUGGCCAAGAAUCUGCACUACAAUUGGAAGCAAUCGUUCAACGAUGCCAACAUCAAUAUACCCAAUUUGGGACCCGCUGCCGACAUCGAUAUCAUUUGGCCCGAAUAUCGUGACUGGGAUUUGGUCACCAUCACACAGAAUUAUCUGCGCGCCACACUCAAAUACAUCCAGGAGGAUAACUCUGGCCUGCUCAUCCACUGCAUCAGCGGCUGGGAUCGGACGCCGCUCUUCGUCUCCCUGGUGCGUCUCUCGCUGUGGGCCGAUGGCCUCAUUCAUCAAUCGCUGAACGCCCUGCAAAUGGCAUAUUUUACACUGGCGUACGACUGGUAUCUGUUUGGCCAUCAACUGCCCGAUCGCCUCAAGCGCGGCGAGGACAUUAUGUUCUUUUGCUUUCACGUGCUCAAGUUCAUCACCGACGAGGAGUUUAGCAUUGUGGAGCAUCGCAAACGCACCAAGACAUCGAGCAGCAGCGGCAGCAGCAUCAUCGUCAUCAAGUCCGACUGUUGCGACGAUGAGCCCCUCAAGGAGGAUUACAUUUUGGCCUUCGAUCAAGAUAGCAACGAUAGCUACUCAAACUGUUCCAACUGUGAUAUGUCGAUAACAGAUAACUUCUAUGCCACAACAGCAACAACAACAACGCCAGCAGCAACUGCAGCAACAACAUCAAUCCUUAAUCAACUCACCAGCCGAUCGCCAAAUCCAAAGCGAUCCCGUACCAGUCCCAUUUCUGUGCCUGGCUCGAAUGCGAGGCAGCGUCAGGAGUCGACAUCGUCGAAUGGGAGCUGGCAGGUUGUCACGGACACUGGCUCCAUUGAUUCCAUGAUUAAUGGCAGUUACAUGAUGCGCUUUGUGGCGCAACAACACAAUCAGCAGCAGCAGCUGACGCCGGCAGACAACAACAUUCCAAUGUGCAACGGAGGCAAUGGUUAUCACUGCAGCAACACCAACAACAGCAGCAGCAGCAACAACAUCAACAUGCCCAGCGGUACCAGCAGCAGCAACAAUAGCAACAACAGCAACAGCAGCAUCACCAACAACACGCACGGUUUCCUCAACGGUUCCUCUUCCGCCAAAGAUGUGGGAAAUGGCAUCGCCGCCGCCGCCGCCAACAACUCCUCCAAGCACAGCAUAAAUUUACGCAAGCAGCGUUUGAAUGCUGUGCGAGCGAUCUUUAUACAGGCGUACGGAAAAACGAUUGGACUGAAAUUCAAGGAGGGUUCCUCAAUGAACCUCACCACGUUUAUUGGCAAUUUGGCGGAUCAGCUCUUUUAAAUGCUUAGACUGGAUAUGUGCCCCCUUCCGCUCCUCCCCCUACCUACCACAUUUGAAAGUAUGCCACAGUGUUGUGGAACCCAGAUCAUCAUCAAACUGACUGACUGACUGACUGCUGGGUUUUGUGUGGCUUUGUUGUUUGUUAGUUAACUUGUUAGAGCUGCGCUGUUUUUUUUUUAUUACCAUGGACUGUAUUUUGUAGACAUGUUGAUUUACUACGUUCUUGUAACUCUUGUUGAUAAUGAUAAUAAUAAUAAUAAAAAAGAAAACAGAAAGAAAACCAAUACAUAUAUACGUAGAAAGGCAAACAAAUGCAUUGUACAAGUAUACAGCCAAGUUCCUUGCUCGCCGCCCGUUUUGAAUGAGAUAAAAAGGAACCACAUCCUACAUAUAUACAUAUAUAUCCUAUAUCUCUCGUAUAUGGGACAACAAAUGUUUACCGACAGCUGCUGCUGCUGGGCAACGAGCAAUGUUUUUGUGUGUGUGUGUGUUUAUUUUGUAUUUAACUAUUUUGUUUUGGAAAUUGUUUUGUUUAGUAAAUAUUGCAAAAUCAAAUUAGAUAAAAAAAACGAAAGAAAAAAACAACAUAGCUUUAAGUUGUAAUUUAUAGUAAUGUAUUUUUUAAAUAAACUUAUUGUGCAUUUGAUAUAAAACUAAAGAAA